AGCUCACCUGUCCCCCCCCACCAUCCUCUCACCGUCCUCCAGGCUUUAGCAGAGGGGUCGCAAGACGAGUUCGACACCUGUGCUGCUGAAAUAGGAUUUCCCUGCACUCACAUCCAGGACUCUGGUUCCAGAUUUCAUUCUGCUGUGACUCAUCACUGAUUUAUUGAGACCUUCAGAUGUUCAGGAAAUCACAGUUUUGUAUGAGCAGCUCCAAAGAUCUUCUUCAGCACCAGGAACUCAACUUUUCUGCAUCUCUGGUGUCAGCCUGAAGAAGAAAGUCAACUGUGUGUGCAGGUGGUGCCAAAGUUAUUGAUCCAUCCAUCCAUCCAUCCAUCUUCCUCCGCUUAUCCGAGUCUGGGUCCGGGUCCAGACACUCCUCUCCCCGGCCACUUCCCCCAGCUCCUCUUGGAGGAUACCAAGGCGUUCCCAGGCCAGCUGAGAGAUAUAAUCUCCCCAGUAUGUCCUUGGUCUUCCCCGUGGCCUCCUCCCAGAUGGACAUCCCUGAAACAUCUCCACCAGGGAGACAUCCGGGGGGCAUCCUGACCAGAUGCCUGUACCACCUCACCUGGCUUCCCUCUCGGAUGUCUGAGCUCCUGACGGUGAGGGUUGGAACGUAGAUUGACCGGUUCUCUCCCUCCUGACGGACCUUCACCUGCAGACCUCCAUGCAACUCACUCCAAACGCAACCACAACACCAAAACUCUAAAUAGGACUAUCUGUGCUCCGUCUCUCGCUCUCUGAGUGGCACGUCGGCGCUGUGGGGGCCAGCCGGGUCGAUGAGAGUGUUUUCCUUCCAGACCGUCACCUGCAAAGACGUCAAUAACACUCAAACACGACGCCGCGCUGUGUUAAGCAACUCCUGCUGUUUGUCCUACACGCUCCCUCCUUAAUGCUUUAAUGCUGUUUAAGUUUAUUCAUAGUUCUCACAGACGUUUAUUGAAGAGCGAGGGGAUAUAAUGAGUUUAGUUUCCUGAGUUACAGUUGCGUGCGGAUGGAGAGGACAGGAGAGCAGCUGGUGAUGCCGAAUAAAGUCCUGAUAUGCCAAGAGGAUGAUGAAGUAGCAGGACUGCACCAAAGCUGGUGAUAGGACAGAGAUUCAAGGCUCCAGAGUGCAGGGAUUGGUUGAACUUUGCUGCUGUUGCAUCAUCAGGACUUUCAGGAGGAGGUUCAGGUCUAAACUCACAGUGUAUCUGCUCAGGCGAUCCAAUGAUCUCUGAGGAGGAGGAGAGAGUUUCAGCCCUGAGAGCAUACAAGUUAAAUUAUCCAAACUUUGCUUUCCUUUGUGAGAAAUAAAGCAAAAAACCCACAAAUGGAGGAAUAUCUCCAGAGCCUCUGCUGCAAUAAAAGCCGCAGUAUUAUUUAAGACUGCGUGUGGGAUGGCCAGACUUUAGUUUUAGUCUCCUCCCAGCAGGUUCCCAAACACCGGGUGGCAGAGAGAAUGAAAACCUUUUCUGCUUCUCCUCUCUGUUCUCCUCUUUAAGCUGUGCUGCGGUCUGUGGGGAGAGGCAGCACAUGAAAACACCAAUCUCUUCAUGAAUAAAAUGUUUGAUUAAACUGCUAUGUGGUGAGAAUUCAGGCUUCAGGGCUCCCAGUGCAAAUAUCAAGAAAGGAAAAUUAAACUGUGUUGGAUGGAAAUGCACGCCGAUAUUAGAAUUACAGUGAAGAAAUACAGACACACACUUUACCAACAAGAUUUAAGAUUUCACUCCCUCUGAGUUUGAGAUCCUCUGGAGAUCCUGAAGCUUCUCUCCAAAAACUGGAAUCAAACUGCAUCAAAUUUUCUUUAAUGUUCUUGUUCACUUGUUGUCUUUCAUGUCAGUGAGGAGGAUCUGAUCAUCUCCCUCAGGUGCUUCACACACUCCUAUCACCUGAAUCCUCCUGCCCCCUGCUGCUCAGGUGUGACCACAUAGCAUCGUCCCGUGUGGAGCCUCAGAGCUGCUCUGAGUGUACUUCUGGACCCAGCCUCAAGUGGACACUCUAGGAACUGCAGUUUUUAACACUUCCUGAGGCGUGCUCGUUGAGAGAAGACUUCUUCCUCACUGAACAUCUCUGCAUUCCCUCAGCCCGUCUGUGACAUGAAGCAGGAUGAAGACUUCUUCAGUCACAGGAUACUGGAUCACAGUGGAUUCCAGAGAGUCCUAAGCUCUCUCCUGCUCUGGACGAGGGCGCACAGUGGCUGCAGAUCUCCACACAGGCUCUCAUAAUGGGGAGCUCAGAGAAAUCUGCUUCAUUGGGCUGGAGCUCCGUCGCUCAGCUCGCUGUCUGAGCAGGAACAGGAAGUAUCUAGGUGGAGGGGUAGGGGGGGGGCACCAAGAAGGACCCGAGGGUGGACCGUGACCACGUCCCGCCAGGCUCAGGCUCAGGCUCAGGCUCAGCACCACAGGAGCAUGUCCGGACGCCCUUCAUGGAUGUGUCGCUCCACGGCCGGGGUCAUCCCUCUGCUGUGGGUGUGGCUGGCAGCCAUCUUUGUGGUGGCGGCGGCUCAGACCCAGCAGCAUCCCGUCGUGACUACUAAUUAUGGGAAAUUGCGAGGAGUGAAGGUUACAUUACCCAACGAGAUCCUGGGGCCGGUGGAGCAGUAUUUGGGGAUCCCGUAUGCACUCGCUCCCACAGGAGAGCGGAGGUUCCAGGCGCCGGAGCCGCCGAUGUCCUGGCCGGGGAUCAGGAAUGCUACUCAGUUUGCUCCAGUUUGCCCUCAGUUCUUGGAGGAUCGCUUUUUACUCAAUGAUAUGCUGCCAGUGUGGUUCACAGCUAACUUGGAUACAGUGGUUACCUACGUGCAGGAGCAGAGCGAGGACUGCCUCUACCUGAACAUCUACGUCCCCACAGAGGACGGAGCAAACAGGGAGCAAGGCACAGAUUUCUACAGUAAUGAUGGUGGCGGAGACGCAGAUAUCCAUGAUGAGAACGGGUUGAAGCCGGUUAUGGUUUACAUCCACGGCGGCUCCUACGUGGAGGGAACCGGAAACAUGAUCGAUGGCAGCAUCCUGGCCAGCUAUGGGAACGUCAUCGUCAUCACCAUCAACUACCGGCUCGGAGUUCUAGGGUUUCUAAGCACAGGAGACCAGGCAGCCAAAGGAAACUACGGCCUGCUGGAUCAGAUUCAGGCUCUCAGGUGGAUCAAAGAAAACAUCCAGGCCUUCAAAGGAGACCCGAAGAGAGUGACCAUCUUUGGAUCUGGAGCGGGAGCAUCGUGCGUCAGCCUGCUCACCCUCUCGCAUUACUCUGAAGAUCUGUUCCAGAAAGCCAUCAUCCAGAGCGGCACAGCCCUCUCCAGCUGGGCGGUCAACUACCAGCCUGCCAAGUACACGCGAGCUCUGGCUGAGAAGGUGGGCUGCAACAUGCUGGACACCAUCGACCUGGUGGAGUGUCUGCAGAACAAGAACUACAAGGAGCUGAUCGAGCAGUACAUCACGCCUGCAAAGUACCACAUCGCUUUCGGGCCUGUGAUCGACGGCGACGUCAUCCCUGAUGAUCCUCAGAUCCUCAUGGAGCAGGGGGAGUUCCUGAACUACGACAUCAUGCUGGGGGUGAAUCAGGGCGAGGGGUUUAAGUUUGUGGACGGGAUCGUGGACAGCGAAGACGGAGUGUCAGCCAAUGACUUUGACUUUGCAGUGUCAGACUUUGUGGAUCAUCUCUACGGCUACCCAGAGGGCAAGGACACUCUGCGUGAGACCAUCAAAUUCAUGUACACGGACUGGGCGGACAAGGAGAAUCCAGAGACCCGGCGCAAGACCUUGGUGGCUCUAUUCACAGACCACCAGUGGGUGGCUCCUGCGGUGGCCACGGCAGACCUGCACGCCCAGUACGGGUCUCCCACUUACUUCUACGCUUUCUACCACCACUGUCAGAGCGACAUGAAGCCCAGCUGGGCUGACUCGGCACAUGGGGACGAAGUGCCGUAUGUGUUUGGAAUCCCCAUGAUCGGACCGACGGACCUCUUCAACUGUAACUUCUCCAAGAACGACGUGAUGCUGAGUGCCGUCGUCAUGACCUACUGGACUAACUUUGCCAAAACAGGGGAUCCAAACCAGCCCGUCCCACAGGACACAAAGUUCAUCCACACAAAACCCAACAGGUUUGAGGAGGUGGCUUGGACCAAGUACAACCCCAAAGACCAGCUCUACCUUCACAUUGGUCUCAAACCACGAGUCAGAGACCACUACCGCGCCACCAAGGUCGCCUUCUGGCUGGAGCUCGUUCCACAUCUGCACAACAUAAAUGAGUUCUUUCAAUACGUGUCCACCACCACCAAGAUACCUCCACAGGACACCACCCCGUACCCGUACACAAAGCGGUUCCCAGGUAAGAACAACUGGCCCUCCACCACCCGACACCCGGGGGUCCCUCCCGCCAACACCAAACAGACCACCGACCAGCGCAAGAGCGGCGAACUCACAGACGAGUCGACCGUCGUGAUCGAGACAAAGAGGGACUACUCCACCGAGCUGAGUGUCACCAUCGCCGUCGGAGCCUCCCUUCUGUUUCUGAACAUCCUGGCCUUCGCCGCACUCUACUACAAGAAAGACAAGCGGCGGCACGAUUCCAACCGCCGCGUUCCCACUCCUCAACGCAACUCCGUUCCAUCCAAUACGCCCUCCACCGCCAAUGACGUGGCCCACCUGCAGAGCGAGGAGCUGAUGUCCCUGCAGAUGAAGCAGCAGCAGCUGGAGCUGGAGCACCACCACGAGUGCGAGUCGAUGCAGACCCACGACACGCUACGCCUCACCUGCCCGCCCGACUACACCCUCACUCUGCGGCGGUCGCCCGACGACAUACCCUUAAUGACCCCCAGCACCAUCACCAUGAUCCCCAACUCACUGGCUGGCAUGCAGCCUCUGCACAACUUCAACACUUUUGGUGGCAGCCAGAACAGUACCAACUUACCCCACGGCCACUCCACCACGCGGGUAUAGCUCCGCCGCUGCCGGAUCCCCCUGUGGACCAGCCCCCAACCUCGCAAGGCAAACAUGACAAGAUGAAACUGUGUGAAGCACAGACUCGGCAGAUAUUAUUUUGCUACCAUGCCUUCUUGAAAAGUAUAUACAGUAUAAAUCGAUAAAGAACUCCUGAGAAUAUUCAAAGUGAAUGUUAUUAUAGUAAUAACUCUUUUUGGAGCUACAGCGAAGGUUUCGAAGAGUUUUACCAAAAGACAAGGCAUCCAGGGGAAGACUGUUAAUAAUCUUAAAGGGAACAGCUGCAGUGUGGAGCCUCUGCGGAGGCUUUCGUGCCAUAAAAACACAACAGGAAGUCGACGGCGAAGUCAGGUGUUGAGAAGCGUCUGGAGCAGCAUCAGACAUUUAGACUUGGGCACAGAGUUCUACACCCCAGCCUGAAAUGUAUUUAUGAAAACUUUGUAUAAAAGAGAAAACAAGAAAAAAGGUAUAUAGUUGUGCGUGGAAUUUUAAAACUUUUAAAAAGAAAAAUAAGAAAAGAGCUCCUCCUAUUAUUGUUUUUAUAUUGGCUGAGAUCUUUAGUUUUUCCAGCUUGUGGAUUUCCGUUUUCGGUGCGUGUAAAUAUUCCUGAAACACUCUUCAUUCUUUUUCUGAUUACUACCUGUGUGUCAUACUUUUUCUUUUUUCACAGAACGACCAAAAUGCGAACACAAUCCCAUCCUCGGAGAGUUGCACACUGUGCGUCUGCAGGCCGUCACACACACCACCGUCUCGUGCGUUGAUUUGUUUCCACUUUUUUAGACAUUUGCAUGUCCAGAAAGAGCUUUACUCUCACACGUCUCCUGAGCGUCUGAGAACGACAACUGACUUGAUCCCAUCACCUGCCGUCAUCCUGUUAUGCUUCUGAUAGUUUCUUUGUGGGCUUUUUUCUGUCUUGCAACCUCAGCACUGCCUGAGCUUACAAUGUGACCAGCAAUGUAUUAUUUAGAAACAAAAAAGGCAGUGGAUUUUUGUAUCGAUAUUAGUUGGAUAUGUUUGUAAAGAAAUAUAUGUUAGAUAUUUCAAAUUGUCAUAUGCUAGCAAUAUGUAAAGUAUUGUGCCAGGCUUGUGAUAUUUUGGGUUACAAAAGCAAGUGAAUGAGUGUAAAUAUUAAUGAUAUUAAUUAUUAUAAAAUUACAACAAAAGUUACCAUUAACUCUCUUUCUGUUUUGCAUCCUGUUACAAAGAAAUGGAAGAACAUUCGAAGGUUUGAAGACGCUACAAAAGAUCUGUUCUUGCCAUUUGGUCCCUGAACCAGUCGAGAUAAAAAGGGUUUUAAUGUAGACUUUUAAAAUCCUUACUUUGUCUUAUAUUUGUUUGCGGUUUUGCCUUAAGUGAUAAUAGAGAUAUUUCUGGCUGGACACCUGUAUAAACUUUUUCUGCAACAUUUUUAAUAAAAUAUCACAGUAUUUUCUA
Molecule: messenger RNA, 6350 nt
Organism: Notolabrus celidotus (New Zealand spotty)
Lineage: Eukaryota; Metazoa; Chordata; Actinopteri; Labriformes; Labridae
Gene: nlgn4xa
Product: neuroligin 4 X-linked a
Exons: 13
Coding region: 2388-4916 (842 amino acids)
Biological process (GO): synaptic vesicle endocytosis; postsynaptic membrane assembly; neuron cell-cell adhesion
Cellular component (GO): synapse; postsynaptic specialization membrane; cell surface
Molecular function (GO): neurexin family protein binding; signaling receptor activity
Source: RefSeq, a predicted model, not a curated record